Messenger RNA from Parus major (Great Tit), 3837 nucleotides. Its product is annotated as protein CXorf21-like. Gene Ontology annotation, biological process: regulation of toll-like receptor signaling pathway. The record is from RefSeq and is a predicted model, not a curated record. The transcript is spliced from 2 exons. NCBI's taxonomy places the organism in Eukaryota, Metazoa, Chordata, Aves, Passeriformes, Paridae. Bases 2292 to 3215 code for a protein of 307 amino acids.
GGUGGCACUGGAUGAUAAUUUGUGUCUUGCCCCUGUAUUAAACACUGUCUUUUUAGAAUCUUUUGUCUUGUACUUAGAUGAGAUUCAGCUUCUGCUGAAUUGGGCUUUUUUUAUCUUCUGAGAAAAAGGAAAUUCAGAAAAGGCGUCAACAGAAAACUCUUCAGACUGUCUGUGGGCUGGAUUCUGUGCUGAGGGGGGGGGUGGCUCUGUGCAUGAGCUUGGCUUCAGCUUGAAGAGGACACCUAAAACCACCAUGGGGGCACCUGGGGUGUGCCAGAGGUAAUUUUUGAACCCUUAAAGACAAGUUUGAUCAAUGAGCAACACGAGCUGUCCACUGGCUGCUGCUUUCAAAUUUGCACAUUGUCCUGUUCGUGUGUCAUAGACACAGGGUAUUUCAUCGAAAUCCGGGUGGAAGGAAGUUGCCAACUUCUUUCCCAUCAGUGGCCCAUCACAAGACUCUAAAUUUAGCUGCCUGUUUCCAAAGGGGAAGUGGUGUAAGUCCACAAGUCAGCUGAACAGCACCAAGCUCCUGCCAGUGGAAGUGUUGGUGGAAUUCGGUUCCGAUUUCACUCUGCCCAGCGCAGCCUGACCCUGUGCUCCUUCCCCGUGCCCUGUUCUGGCUGUCAGCAUCUCCUCAGGAUCACACUGUGGUCAGAAACAUCUCAAUUCAUUUUCAAACAUCCUCUUUUAGACUUAGCCCUCUCUUUGUGUUCAAAACCCGCGCCCUCUCUCAGCAGGAUCACUUCUGUUUUAUGAGUUAAAAACCCUGGGGAACUGCAUCAUGAGUGCGUCAGGCUUUUUCUGCACAGACAGCAGUGAGGAAAGGGUGUGUAACCAUCUGCCCCCUCCCAGCUGCUAUAGCAGGAGAGCUCUGGGCUUGGGCAAAUCUGCCUUGGACCUGACUGGGUUUGGUAAGUUGGGCUUUUUGUGCCUUUUUGUUUUCCUUAUGCUUUGUUCCAGAACACAAGAACCACUUAUUUUGUUUGGAGGAGACCACUUUUUCCAAGAUUACCAUAUUUUAGCUCUUCAUGAGCACUUCCAAAGCAAUAAACCAUAAUUUUUCAGCAGGUAAGGAGCUGGGUACACUGAGGUCCUACAGAGCAGAGUAAGGACCUGGUUAUCCAUGUCCUACCAGGCACAGAGCAUUCUAAAUUCCACGGAUCUUUAGCAAGAUUUAGACUCCCAAUUCUUCUUUCUUUGGAAAUUGAUUUAUCAAGUCCUUGAGUGCUUAAGAAAGUGUUUCCCUGCUUUUUUGCAUAUGUAAAUGACUCUGUGGAUAACCAGGUUUGCUGCCUUUCCUACCUGCUCUGGCCUCGAAAUUCCAGUGUUCCUUUCAGCUUCGGGGAGGGAACUGAGUCACAAACAUAAAGAACCCCACAAAAAUAAAAAACCAAACAGCUGUGCUGUGCCAGUGUGUAAAUUUUGGGGGAAAGGUCAAAACUUCCAUCUCUCAAAUAACUGAAGAUUUGGAAUAUAUCCUGGAAGGAGCACUGGGAUUGCAAAGUGACCCAGUGUAGCAAGUUUCAAAUAUACCAGGGUGUAGGGGCAUGGUGAAAAGUGUUGAGCCACAAGCACACUUUGGUUGUGUGCAUACUUCAUUUAUGGAGAGAUUUAAAGGAUAUUUGAAGAAUUGAAUGAUUUUCUUCAUGUUUCCCAUUCCUCCAUAAGAGCAAUGGUUCAGGUCAGACUCCUAAUGUGAAGAUUCCCAUUGAUUUUAACAGUAGGUAAAUUGGAAAGGGAUGAUAAGGAAUUCUUAAAUGUAUAAACUUACUUUGAGACACUUAUCUCUUCACUGUUAUCACUAUUGGGGAAGGCAAAUUAAGUAUUUAUAUCUUUUAAGUUCAUCUUUAAGAGGGACUGUAAACACAUUUGAUCUGCAUUUUGAAUACAGUUUCAUUGUAUUUGCAGAACUCUCAGUUUCUUUUGAAGCUUCUUGGCACCUCACAGGAGUGCUCAAGUCAGAAAUACCUCUAAAUAUGAAUAUAGUCUUUUAUUUCCUUUCUAUGUCACCUCUUUAGUUCUUGGAAAUGGUCGUCUUGUAAUGGAAAACAUUGAUUAAUUACUGAUGUUACUGAUGUUAUUGAUACAGACAAGUAAAAUGAUUUUUCUGAUUUUUGCAGCUUAUGAAGUACAAUCUGUCUCAAGUAGCCACAAUACAGAAGAGACCUGGGAGCAGAAGGGACGGUACAGAUGAAGCAGCUGAUUAAAACUAUUCCUGUGUCUUCAGACUGAUUUUUGUGGACAUGGGCUCCACGGAACUCUGGUGAUCCCUGUUGCUCACACUUGUCACCAUGCUGGCAGAAGGCAUCCUAAUGAGGCUCAUCUAUAAAGAAAGCUGUCAUCAAGAUAAGCCUUGUAAAUCUCCUGCAUCCCAAAAGGCUAAAGAGGGAAUCUGGAGACAGAAACUUGUAGACAUCCCAAAAAUUAAAGGCUUUGCUGAUGGAUGUGAGAAGCAGGAGGAGCUCUCUGCCAGAAGCAGCCAAGUGGAAGCCGGGAGCAGCCCCCGAUGGAGAUCCAUGGAAAAGGAGCCUGCAAAAGAUCAGGAAAUGCUGGUUAAAGGAACUGCAUCCCCAGCUUUACAUAUCCCCAAGAGAGGAGGAAGCCUAGACCAGGUGGAUUUGUACAGAUCCUGGCCUUGCAACAGCAUUUACCAGAACUAUCCUGACCUGCAGAUCGGGGGGGACCACGUGGGGGGCCACACGUGUGACUCGGGCUGUGUCCUGGACCAUGUGUGUGAUGAACUCCCCGACGGCCCCGUCCUGCUCUCCAUAGAUAUUCCCCAGGGUCAGUCCCCUCUGUGUGAGCAUCCUGAAAAUCCCAGUGGGAUGUCCCUGCCUGGAGAGGAAGCUGGAGAAAGGAGCCUCAUGCUCAGUGAGGAGCCCCUUUCCAACUCCACGCUCAACAAGUACAUGGAAGCCAAAGUGGCAGAGCUCUACAAAGAGUUUUUGGAAGAAAGCCUGGCCAGGUGUGGUUCCAUAACAAACCUCCUCACCUGCAGCUGGAUAAGGAACAGCCUGGACCAGAUAAGUGUUCAGAUCUCCCAGGAGCAGAACAUAGAAACCUCCAAAGCCAGAGGAGCCCUCUUGCAUUCGUUGGCUUUGUUCAGCUCCCACAACGCUCCCAACAGGAACAGCUCUGAGUUCAGCACCCCAAACCUCCAAAUCUCCAACCCAGUGGGUGCAAAAUGGAGCUGCAGGAUGGAAUUCACAUCCUGACGGAGCUGCUCAGCUCAGGAGAGGGAUGGGAUUCGGUUAUGAAUGUUUUGCUCUAAGGAUUGGGUUGGGAAAUGGAAACAUUUGCACACUACAGUUGUUCUAAUUAAUAUCUUAAGUCUUAAACCCCUUUGGUAGCAGGGGAAGUAAAGGUCACUGUUUUCUGUUUUCUAAUGGAGAAUUUGAAGUUAAUUUCUCUCAAAAAAAUGGUCAAUCAUGUUUUUAUAAUAUAUAUAGAAUCAUAGAACUGUUAAAGCAGGAGAUGACCACUAAGACCAUCAAGUCCAACCAUCAACCCAGCACCAGUAAAUCAUGUCCUCGAGUGCCACAUCCACACAUAAAAGCAUUAAUUUUCUGCAAAAUCAGCAGAGAUGAUUGCAGCAUUCCUGAAAAAAUAAUGCAAGAUUCCUGCAUCUUCAUUUGGAAAUUUAAACACAGAUUUUUGAAUGGAAAUUCUGUUGUUUAGCUCUCAAAUACAUUUUCUCCCCUUGCCUCUUGCUUCUCAGCAAAUAUUUCAGCUGGAAAUUAUUCAUUAUGUCAUUGCUGUAAAAUGAGAGAUGAAUUGGAGUGUUACCUGCUCUGCAGAAUUUUUUUUCUAAUAAAGCUUUUCAUUGGGUGUUUUUGC